CGGAGGCGCUGCGCGGGGGUGCCGGCGGUCCGAUUAAUGAGAAACAUAAUGUAUUUUGGUGGCACAUGCCAGAGCCCCGCUCUCCCAGCCCUGGUUCGCCCGCCAGCCCCCCCUCUGACGCCGUCGCUGGAUAUUAAACCAUUUCUCCCCUUCCCCCUCGACACUGCCGCCGCAGUCAACCUCUUCCCCAAUUUCAAUGCGAUGGACCCGAUUCAGAAAGCUGUAAUAAAUCAUACAUUCGGGGUUCCUCUUCCUCAUCGAAGAAAGCAAAUCAUAUCAUGCAACAUUUGCCAGUUGAGAUUUAAUUCCGAUAGCCAGGCUGCGGCCCACUACAAAGGCACGAAACAUGCCAAGAAGCUCAAAGCACUGGAAGCCAUGAAAAAUAAGCAGAAAUCUGUCACUGCCAAGGACAGCGCAAAGACUACCUUCACCUCCAUCACUACCAAUACCAUCAAUACCAGCUCUGACAAAACAGACAGUGCCACAGGGACACCAGCAAUAUCAACGACAACUGUGGAAAUCCGCAAAAGCAGUGUUAUGACAACUGAGAUCACCUCUCAAGUGGAAAAAAGCCCUACAACAGCCACUGGCAAUAGCUCAUGUCCUUCCACCGAGACCGAGGAAGAAAAGGCAAAGCGGCUUCUUUACUGUUCGCUAUGCAAGGUUGCCGUCAACUCCGCCUCACAGCUGGAGGCGCACAACAGUGGUACAAAGCACAAAACCAUGCUAGAAGCCCGGAAUGGAAGCGGGACUAUCAAAGCCUUUCCUAGAGCAGGGGUGAAAGGCAAAGGACCAGUUAAUAAGGGAAAUACCGGCCUGCAAAACAAAACAUUUCACUGUGAAAUAUGCGAUGUGCAUGUCAACUCGGAAACACAACUUAAACAGCACAUUAGCAGUAGAAGGCACAAAGACAGAGCUGCUGGGAAGCCCCCGAAACCUAAAUACAGUCCUUACAACAAACUACAGAAGGCAGCACAUCCGCUGGGGGUAAAGUUAGUAUUUUCAAAAGAACCUUCAAAGCCAUUGGCUCCACGAAUUCUACCCAACCCGCUGGCAGCUGCGGCAGCCGCUGCUGCUGUGGCCGUGAACUCCCCCUUCAGUCUCCGAACUGCCCCAGCAGCAACGCUGUUCCAGACGUCCGCACUCCCGCCCGCACUCCUGCGGCCCGCCCCGGGGCCCAUUCGGACCGCCCACACUCCUGUGCUGUUUGCUCCUUACUGAAUUCCACAGGGGAGUCCUUGUACUGCAAUAAUUUUUCAAAAAAAAACAGAAAAACAAAACAAACAAAAGAGAACUAUGCAGUGUUUAUUUAUAGUUUAAAGUAUAUCUGAAGAGCCAGGACUUUUGAUAGUGAAUUGAAAAGAUUAUUUAA
This is a messenger RNA of Miniopterus natalensis, 1372 nucleotides long. It is a transcript of the gene ZNF385D, whose product is annotated as zinc finger protein 385D. Lineage: Eukaryota; Metazoa; Chordata; Mammalia; Chiroptera; Miniopteridae. Gene Ontology annotation, cellular component: nucleus. Gene Ontology annotation, molecular function: nucleic acid binding; zinc ion binding. The record is from RefSeq and is a predicted model, not a curated record.